AGACUUGUUGAUAUCACUUGGCUAAACUUCAAAACAAACUAACUAGCUUUCAAAAACAUUUGUAAAAAAAGGGAAAUGGCUAGCUGCAGUAUGGCAUCUGCUGCUACUGGAUUUGUGGUGGCACCAAAUGUGACUAGUAGUAACACAAACACAGUCAAGUGCACCAUGGUUAUGUUUUCUUCAAAAAAUACUAAUAGUUCUAGACUUGUUGUAAAGGCAGCUGCUGAUGAGGGUGGUGCACCACCUGCUGCAGUUUCUACACCUGCCAAAGAAGCUGCACCUAAGCCACCUCCAAUUGGACCCAAGAGAGGAGCCAAGGUGAGAAUUCUCAGGAAAGAGUCCUACUGGUUCAAAGGUGUUGGAUCAGUUGUGACUGUUGAUCAGGAUCCUAAGACACGUUAUCCAGUUGUUGUGCGGUUCAACAAAGUCAACUAUGCAAAUGUAUCAACAAACAACUACGCGUUGGAUGAGAUUCAGGAAUGUUAGAUGAGCUUCAUGUUCAUGUUGCCAUUGUAGAAUCGAGAAUCCUUCCAUUACAAUCUUUUGCAACAUUUUCUUACUGAUUGAUGUGUAAAAUAGCUUCUCAGUUUAUCGAGUGUCUAAAUUCUAUAUAUGGUUUAUCAACCUUGAUUUGAUUUGAA
Molecule: messenger RNA, 641 nt
Organism: Erigeron canadensis
Lineage: Eukaryota; Viridiplantae; Streptophyta; Magnoliopsida; Asterales; Asteraceae
Product: photosystem I reaction center subunit IV A, chloroplastic-like
Exons: 3
Coding region: 76-486 (136 amino acids)
Biological process (GO): photosynthesis
Cellular component (GO): photosystem I; photosystem I reaction center
Source: RefSeq, a predicted model, not a curated record